AUGCCUGGCUUAAAUUGCGAACUUCCCCGGGAAGGCGAGGAUGAUGAGUCAGAGGCAAGUGGCUUCUGGACACCACCCUCGACCAUCGGCGAAGAUGUCGAAGAAGUGCAGGUACCCAGAAACACCGCCCGACGAGCCACACGGCGCCCUAACACAGCCCGGAGAUCCAGAGCCAGCCGUCCUGGUGUGUUCGCCGUGAGGCGAGGCCGACACCGACAACCUAUAGCCGAACAAGAAUUUAUCGAACUCACACCAUUUGAGCGUGGUCUUACUUUUAACGGCUUCGCUCGGGACCUCGUGCCCGAAAGAAUAGUAGGCCAUCAACUAGAAGGCUACCGGAAGAACCUCUAUUACAGGGUAAAGUGGAGAACUGUCGAGGAACCUAAACUGAUAGAAGCUAGCGUGAUGAAAGCCUAUAGACGGGACCUGAUUGUCGACUACUUUGAAAAGAGGGUUAAAGAGGAUUUUUAA
This is a messenger RNA of Macrosiphum euphorbiae (potato aphid), 471 nucleotides long. NCBI's taxonomy places the organism in Eukaryota, Metazoa, Arthropoda, Insecta, Hemiptera, Aphididae. The record is from the annotation of a GenBank genome assembly.